Messenger RNA from Boleophthalmus pectinirostris (great blue-spotted mudskipper), 3417 nucleotides. It is a transcript of the gene mthfd1b, whose product is annotated as methylenetetrahydrofolate dehydrogenase (NADP+ dependent) 1b. The record is from RefSeq and is a predicted model, not a curated record. The transcript is spliced from 27 exons. NCBI's taxonomy places the organism in Eukaryota, Metazoa, Chordata, Actinopteri, Gobiiformes, Gobiidae. Gene Ontology annotation, biological process: tetrahydrofolate interconversion. The coding region runs from base 155 to 2959 and encodes 934 amino acids. Gene Ontology annotation, molecular function: formate-tetrahydrofolate ligase activity; methenyltetrahydrofolate cyclohydrolase activity; ATP binding. Gene Ontology annotation, cellular component: cytosol.
CGUAGAAGUCGCACGUGGAAGCACGAGCUACGAAGUAACAUUGAGCCGGUGUGCGCGGAGAGAACUGCCGGGAGAGUACACCCUCUUCUUUUCUGGACAAGCACAUUGCACGGUACACUUGCUGACCUAAGCCAGACAAGACAAAAAAGAGAAGAUGCCAGCCAAAAUUAUAAGCGGGAAAGAGGUUUCUGCGCUGGUGAAGGAGCGCCUGAAGAAAGAGGUAAACAUCAUGAAGCAGCAGGACCCUAACUUCAAACCUGGCUUGACAGUAUUACAGGUUGGUGACCGUGAAGAUUCAAACCUUUAUAUUAGUAUGAAGAUGAAGGCUGCAGAUGAGAUUGGAAUAAAGGCCACCCAUUUAAAACUCCCAAAGACAGCUACAGAGAAAGAGAUUCUCCAUGCUAUAAAGGAAGUGAAUGAAAAUCCUUCUAUCCAUGGGCUUAUUGUGCAGCUGCCACUGGACUCCAUUCAUAAGAUUGACACAGAGAAAGUCACCAAUGCAGUGGCACCUGAGAAAGAUGUAGAUGGUCUAACCAGUAUAAAUGCUGGAAAGCUUGCUCGCGGGGAUCUGGGUGACUGCUUCAUUCCCUGUACCCCAAAUGGCUGCUUGGAAUUGAUCAAACAAACCGGAGUGUCUAUUGCGGGAAAGAGGGCCGUGGUCGUCGGACGGAGUAAAAUUGUGGGUGCACCAAUGCAUGAUCUGCUGCUGUGGAAUCAUGCCACUGUCACUACCUGUCACUCCAAAACUGUGGACCUAGACCUCGAGGUGGGAAAAGCUGACAUCCUGGUUGUGGGCAUUGGUCAACCCCAAAUGGUCAAAGGAGAAUGGAUCAAAAAAGGAGCAGUUGUUAUUGACUGUGGCAUUAAUCCUAUCCCAGAUGAAACCCGGCCGAGUGGUAAACGGGUGGUGGGUGACGUUGACUACGCCUCUGCCAAGGAGCGAUCAGAUUUCAUUACACCUGUACCUGGUGGUGUGGGACCCAUGACUGUAGCCAUGCUGAUGGGGAACACAGUUCAGAGUGCUAAAAGAUUUAUUCAAAUCAAUCGAUCUGGAAAAUGGAAUAUAAUUUACAAUGAAUUGAAACUUGAAAAGCCUGUGCCAAGUGACAUAGUGAUUUCUCGCUCUUGUAUACCCAAACCCAUUGACCAACUGGCAAAAGAAGUGGGUCUGCUUUCUGAUGAGGUGGAACUCUAUGGCAAGACCAAAGCCAAAGUACAGCUGUCCGUCAUGAAGCGACUACGGGAACAGCCAGAUGGCAAAUAUGUAGUUGUCACUGGUAUCACACCUACUCCUCUUGGAGAAGGGAAGAGCACCACUACUAUUGGCCUGGUUCAGGCUAUGGGAGCUCACAUGAAACUCAAUGUAUUUGCGUGUGUCAGACAGCCAUCUCAAGGACCCACCUUUGGGAUUAAAGGUGGUGCUGCAGGUGGGGGAUAUUCUCAAGUAAUUCCAAUGGAAGAGUUCAACCUCCACCUCACUGGUGACAUUCAUGCCAUCACAGCGGCCAAUAACCUGGUGGCUGCAGCCAUUGAUGCUCGCAUGUUUCAUGAAGCUACCCAAUCAGACAAAGCUCUCUACAACCGUUUAGUUCCCCUCAGUGGAGGACAAAGGGUGUUUUCUGAUAUACAGAUCAAAAGACUAAAGAAACUUGGCAUCGAAAAGACAGACCCCACAAGUCUUACCGAAGAGGAGAUCACUCGUUUUGCUCGCUUGGAUAUCGACCCUGGUACUGUCACCUGGCAGAGAGUGAUGGACACAAAUGAUCGCUUCUUGAGGAAGAUCACUAUUGGACAAUCUCCAACAGAAAAAGGAUUUACACGAGAGGCGCAGUUUGACAUCACAGUAGCCAGUGAAAUAAUGGCAAUACUUGCCUUGACCAGCAGCUUGGAGGAUAUGCGUACACGUCUGUCCAAAAUGGUUGUUGCCACCAGCAAAAAUGGAGACCCUAUAACAACAGAAGACCUGGGAGUAAGUGGUGCCUUAACUGUCCUCAUGAAAGAUGCUAUAAAGCCAAACCUCAUGCAGACUUUAGAGGGAACACCAGUGUUUGUUCAUGCUGGCCCUUUCGCCAAUAUUGCUCAUGGCAAUUCCUCCAUCCUGGCUGAUAAAAUAGCUUUGAAGCUUGUAGGGCCUGAAGGAUUUGUAGUUACAGAAGCUGGCUUUGGUGCUGACAUUGGUAUGGAGAAGUUCUUUAACAUCAAAUGCCGAUACUCCGGCUUGAGGCCUCAUGUUGUGGUGCUUGUUGCUACUGUCCGAGCUCUGAAGAUGCACGGAGGAGGUCCCACUGUGACUGCUGGGAUGAAUUUGCCCAAAGAAUAUGUGGAAGAGAACCUGGGGCUUCUGGAGAAUGGCUGCAAUAACCUGAGGAAACAGAUUGAAAAUGCUAUGCAUUUUGGUGUGCCUGUGGUAGUGGCUGUUAAUGCAUUCCAGACCGAUACUGAUGCUGAACUAGAUUUGGUUUGCAAGAUGGCUAAGUCAGCUGGAGCCUUUGAUGCUGUGUGCUGCAAGCACUGGGCAGAAGGUGGAGCUGGAGCAUUGGACCUUGGAAAUGCUGUUCAGAGAGCUUCGGAUGCCCCCAGCAACUUCAAGUUCCUUUACAACUUGGAGUUAUCCAUUGCAGACAAGAUUCGGAUAAUAGCCCAAAAGAUUUAUGGUGCAGAUGAUAUUGAGCUUCUUCCUGAUGCUCAACACAAGGUGGAGCUCUACACAAAACAGGGUUUUGGCAAUCUUCCAAUGUGCAUGGCGAAGACCCACCUGUCUCUCUCUCACGAGGCAGACAAGAAGGGUGUGCCCACAGGCUUUACUCUGCCAAUCAGGGACAUCCGAGCCAGUGUGGGAGCAGGCUUUCUUUAUCCACUGGUUGGCACGAUGCCCACCAUCCCUGGCCUUCCCACAAGACCUUGCUUUUAUGAUAUUGACCUGGACCCUGAAACUGAACAAGUCAAUGGUCUUUUCUGAAGACUGUCUUGAACUGUGUAAAAACAUAUCAUGUUAGUAUUAAGUAGAUGAUUUAUGGCACUUUCUUAUGUGCAAAGAAGAAACCUUUUCCACAAUGCAUGCAUGGUAGUUUUACAACUCAAUGAUUGGGUUACUAAUAUGCACGCUACUAUUAGAGAACUUUUUAAAAUCCGAAAAUAUAAUUUCAUUGUUUUAAUACAUUUUUAUUGUCAGUGAGUUGUGUUUCUUGUUGUGUCCUCUAAUAAGAUAAAUCUCUAACACCCCUUUAAGGUAUACAAGAUCACCUUUAUUUAUAAUAAUUACAGCAAGCUUCAUUAAUAUGUUGUAAAACCAGACUGUCAAGGUGAUUCGCUUUUUUUAGAACUACUAUUAUUAUUAUUAUUAUUAUUAAUCAGAAUCAGAAAAUCAUCCUGUUUUUUUUUUUUUAACCUGGAAGUGGUACUGACUCAAAGUUCUGG